Messenger RNA from Bubalus bubalis (water buffalo), 5185 nucleotides. RefSeq names its product regulatory factor X1 (gene RFX1). Gene Ontology annotation, molecular function: RNA polymerase II cis-regulatory region sequence-specific DNA binding; DNA-binding transcription factor activity, RNA polymerase II-specific. NCBI's taxonomy places the organism in Eukaryota, Metazoa, Chordata, Mammalia, Artiodactyla, Bovidae. Gene Ontology annotation, biological process: regulation of transcription by RNA polymerase II. The coding region runs from base 624 to 3929 and encodes 1101 amino acids. Gene Ontology annotation, cellular component: nucleus. The transcript is spliced from 21 exons. The record is from RefSeq and is a predicted model, not a curated record.
UGGUGGACUGCCGUCUAUGGGGUCGCACAGAGUCGGACACGACUGAAGCGACUUAGCAGCAGCAGCAGCGGCAGAGACUAGAUUCUGUGUGCUUCCACUGCCUGGAGUAGGGGUUUGAUCCCUGGCCGGGGAACUAAGAUCCCACAUGUCAUCCAGCAUGGCCAAAAAAUUAAAAAAUUAAAGUUAAUUGUAAAGAAAGUACACAGGACAGUGCCUGCAGGCACUCUCAGGAGAACUGUAUUAUUUGUUUCUGGGCAAAAGUCAGAGGUCUCCCAGCCCAGGGGUCCACCAGGCGCCGGAGCCUGCGAAGGAAGAAGGCAGGAAUCCUGGGUCAGGGUGAGUGGAAGAGGCAUAGACCAGCCCUGGUCCAUCCUCAGUUGCUGUGCAGCAGCGGGUUGGUUAGAUCUUGCACCAGCCUCGGGAUGUAAUUAAGUUGCUGAUGAACCCAAACGUGUCUCUGGGGAGCCAGGAGCUGUCCCUGGUUUCCUCUGCCUGUAGAUUAAUUCUUGUUUUUCCUUCUUUUUCUCCCUCCUCUUCUCUCUCCCCCCUCCCUCCUUCUUCCCAAGCAAGCAAGAAAAAAAAAAGAAAAAGCCUUAUUUAUUAUCAUUUUCCCCACUGUUGGCAUGGCAACACAGGCGUACGUUACUGAGUUACAGGCGGCCCCGCAACCAUCCCAGCCACCACAGGCUCCGCCGCAAGCCCAGCCGCCACCGCCGCCCUCUGCGGCACCCCAGCCCCCCCAGCCCCCCGCCACCGCCGCCACCCCCCAGCCCCAGUAUGUCACCGAGCUGCAGAAUCCGCAGCCCCAGGCACAGCCACCGGGCAGCCAGAAGCCGUAUGUGACAGAGCUCCCGGCUGCCCCCACGCCCUCGCAGCCGGCCGGCGCACCCACCCCGUCCCCGGCAUCCCAGCAGUACAUCGUGGUCACCGUCUCCGAGGGUGCCAUGCGGGCCAGCGAGACUGUGUCAGAGGCCAGCCCCGGCUCCACGGCUAGCCAGACCGGAGUGCCCACUCAGGUGGUUCAGCAGGUGCAGGGCACCCAGCAGCGGCUACUGGUCCAGACAAGUGUGCAGGCCAAGCCGGGCCACGUGUCACCCCUCCAGCUCACCAACAUCCCGGUGUCCCAGCAGGCUCUCCCCACGCAGCGUCUGGUAGUGCAGAGCACAGCCCCGGGCGCCAAGGGCGGCCAGGUCUCCCUGACGGUGCAUGGCACCCAGCAAGUGCACUCACCCCCCGAGCGGUCACCGGUGCAGGCCAACAGCUCCUCCGGCAAGACGGCCGGGGCCCCCACGGGCACGGUGCCACAGCAGCUGCAAGUCCAUGGCGUCCAGCAGAGUGUCCCCGUCACCCAAGAGAGGUCGGUGGUUCAGGCCACUCCACAGGUGCCCAAAGCUGGCCCCGUGCAGCAGCUCACCGUGCAAGGACUCCAGCCGGUCCAUGUGGCUCAAGAGAGCUCAGGCAGUCAGUUUCCCGCUAGGAAGGCAGAGCAGCAAGAGCCCUGGCCCACGCCGCCACCGGAGCCGCCGCCGCCCCGGCCGCCCACGCCUGGGCCCGGGCCGGGUGCGCUGGCCCCGGAACCGCCAGCUUGCCGCGGGGCGGCCGCGCAGCUAGGCAGCCCUGAGCCGCUGCCGCCCCAUUACGAACCGGGCGCCGAGCAGUGGGUGGAGCUGGUGGGCUUCCUGCCCCCGCACCUGCUCCUGCCGCAGCAGAAAGUGGUCCUCGAGCCACUACCCGGGCUGCCGGCCCGAGCCAGCCCCGACCAGAGGGUCAGGAUCCAGAGAGUCCCCCAGGUGCUAGUGUUCGGCACGGCCGCCACGGCCCUCAAAGUGCAGCAGCUCCAGCAGGUGCCGGUCUCACACGUGUACCCCAGCCAAGUGCAGUACGUGGAGGGUGGCGAUGCCAGCUACACGGCGAGUGCCAUCCGCUCCAGCACCUACUCCUACCCUGAGACGCCACUGUACCCACAGACGGCAGGCACCAGCUACUACGAGGCCGCGGGCACGGCUGCCCAGGUCAGCACCCCUGCCACUUCCCAGGCGGUGGCCAGCAGCGGCUCCGUGCCCAUGUACGUGUCUGGCGGCCAGGUUGUCGCCAGCUCCACCAGCAGUGGGAGUGGAGCCGGCAGCGGCAGCAGCAGCGGCAGCGGCAGCGGCAGCAGCGGCGGGGGUGGUGGGGGUGGGGGUGGUGGCGGCGGCGGCGGCGGCAGCGGCGGUGGAGCAGGCACCUACGUGAUCCAAGGCGGCUACAUGCUGGGCGGUGCCAGUCAGUCCUACUCGCACACCACCCGUGCCUCACCAGCCACCGUCCAGUGGCUCCUGGAAAACUAUGAGACGGCCGAGGGCGUGAGCCUGCCGCGGAGCACCCUGUACUGCCACUACCUGCUGCACUGCCAGGAACAGAAGCUGGAGCCCGUCAACGCCGCGUCCUUUGGCAAGCUCAUCCGCUCCGUCUUCAUGGGCCUGCGCACCCGCAGGCUGGGCACCAGGGGCAACUCCAAGUACCACUACUAUGGCCUGCGCAUCAAGGCCAGCUCGCCCCUGCUGCGGCUGAUGGAGGACCAGCAGCACAUGGCCAUGCGGGGCCAGCCCUUCUCCCAAAAGCAGAGGCUGAAACCCAUCCAGAAGAUGGAGGGUAUGACCAACGGUGUGGCCGUGGGGCCACAGCAGGCCACUGGACUCUCGGACAUCAGCGCCCAGGUCCAGCAGUACCAGCAGUUUCUGGAUGCCUCAAGAAGCCUCCCUGACUUCUCAGAGCUUGAUCUCCAGGGCAAAGUGCUGCCCGAGGGCAUCGGACCUGGGGACAUCAAGGCCUUCCAGGUCCUAUACCGGGAACACUGUGAGGCCAUCGUCGAUGUCAUGGUGAACCUGCAGUUCACACUGGUGGAAACGCUCUGGAAAACCUUCUGGAGGUACAACCUGAGCCAGCCCAGCGAGGCGCCGCCGCUGGCUGUGCACGAUGAGGCUGAGAAGCGGCUGCCCAAGGCCAGCCUGGUGCUCCUCUCCAAGUUCGAGCCCGUGCUGCAGUGGACCAAGCACUGUGACAACGUGCUGUACCAGGGCCUGGUGGAAAUCCUCAUCCCCGAUGUGCUGCGGCCCAUCCCCAGUGCCUUGACCCAAGCGAUCCGGAACUUUGCCAAGAGCCUGGAGAGCUGGCUUACCCACGCCAUGGUGAACAUCCCCGAGGAGAUGCUGCGGGUGAAGGUGGCAGCGGCCGGCGCCUUCGCACAGACCCUGCGUCGCUACACGUCGCUCAACCACUUGGCACAGGCGGCACGCGCUGUGCUGCAGAACACUGCACAGAUCAACCAGAUGUUGAGCGAUCUCAACCGCGUGGACUUCGCCAACGUGCAGGAGCAGGCCUCGUGGGUGUGCCGCUGCGAGGACCGCGUGGUGCAGCGGCUGGAGCAGGACUUCAAAGUGACGCUGCAGCAGCAGAACUCACUGGAGCAGUGGGCGGCCUGGCUGGACGGCGUCGUGAGCCAGGUGCUCAAGCCCUACCAGGGCAGCACCGGCUUCCCCAAAGCCGCCAAGCUCUUCCUCCUCAAGUGGUCGUUCUACAGCUCCAUGGUGAUCCGGGACCUGACCCUGCGCAGCGCCGCCAGCUUUGGCUCCUUCCAUCUCAUCAGGCUGCUCUACGAUGAGUACAUGUACUACCUGAUCGAACAUCGUGUGGCCCAGGCUAAGGGCGAGACCCCCAUCGCCGUCAUGGGCGAGUUCGCCAAUCUGGCCACCUCUCUGAACCCCCUGGACCCGGACAAAGAUGAGGAGGAGGAGGAAGAAGAGGAGAGCGAGGAUGAGCUGCCGCAGGACAUCUCGCUCGCGGCCGGCGGCGAGUCGCCUGCGCUGGGCCCCGAGGCUCUGGAGCCACCGGCCAAGCUGGCGCGGACAGACGCGCGCGGCCUCUUCGUGCAGGCCCUGCCCUCCAGCUAAGCCCGCGGCCUUCCCUGCCCCACCCUCCCUCCCCCACCGCCCCUCCUCGCCAGGGUCCCUCACAGCUUCUGUGGCUUCGCUGUCACCGCUCCAGCUUUGGCCAGGGCCAGGAGGGGGCCUCCAAGACAGGGAAGGCUAGGGGGUACCCCCCCCAUGGGGCCCACACAAUCACAGGGCCGGGCGGAGCCGCAGCUGCAAACUCUGACACAAAAGACGUGCCUUAAGGAACCCGCCGCCGUGCCCAGGUGCCCCCUGGGGCAGCCAGCUUGGCCCCUUGGCCCCAAAGGCUGCAUCAUCUCCCUCCCUCCCCCAGCCCCACCCCCACCACCCCAGGGGGCAGGCAGGCAGGCCCCCUACCUUGCAGAACUGUUAACUUAUUCAGCUCGCUGGCUUUGCACAGCCUGUCCUGGGCCCAGCCCUGAGCUCCGGGUGGGCGCAGGUGGGCAUCACCUGGGGACCCACCACUGUCGGCAGCAGCAGCCCCGGGACCCCUCCCUCAGUAACCCCACUGCUUCCCCCUCCUUGGUAUAAGUGCAAUUAAAGCCGUGGGUGUCGCAUCUUCUCCAGUGCUGGACCCUCCCGUGCCCCACAGCCCCAGAGGGGGGCACUGCCCAGCCUGGACAGAGGGGGAGGGCAGAAGGGGCACCAUCUCUGGCUUCCAAAGAGCAGCAGGCUGGGCCGGGCGAUGAGCCCGGAAGGGCCUGCUGCAGGCAGCGGGCCCGGAAGUGCCCACGCCUGCCCCGGCCGGGGCUGGGUGCUCCGCUUGCUCGUAUCCAAGCCCCCUAGCCCCCUUGCCGCUGGUUUGUAAUGGAAUCUCCACGCUCCUACUCGACCCCCACCUCCGCUCCUGGAGACCGUGCUUCUCCUCCGUGUGUGGGACCUCUGCCCCCUCCCCACCCCCACAUGACUAUUGUGCGAUUUGUGAGCGGAGUCGGUAACUCGUUGGGUUUUUUUCCAACCAUCAUGGCCUUAUCUGUUCCGGUUUUCUCAGUGUUUUCAACCUGUGAGAUAGAUGUUUAUGGCAAAAAGCGAAAAAAGAAAAAAAAAAAGAACCUGACCUAUUGUAUAAAAAUCACUAUUUUGUGUGCUCCGCGUGCUACAGCUUUUGGGAGUGGUUUGCCCACUCCCUCCCCCACUCCUCUGGGCCUCCCUUCUCCCGGCGGUGAAAGUGUCCACGCGUGUGGUAGUCUAGUGUGCCGAGCUGUUUUCUAUCUUUUUGUAGUCUUUCUUAAAACACAAUAAAUUCCACUGUCAUA